AUUAAAUGGUAUCAUUUGCAGCUUCAUAAAAACAUUUUACGACUCAUAAUUUAUAAAAGAAAGUCUAAUUUUCUAACUAAAUGCCUUUAAAAUCGUUUCAAGUUUUCGACUCAAAUUAUCCGCUAUCCGUUUAAUUGACAUUUAUGAAGUUAAUGAUUAUUUUCCUACUUGGGACGGCUAUUGAGAAUCCUCUUUCGGGAAUUUAUGAGCUGUACUAAUGGCAGCAAUGACAAAUACGUGAUGGCCGUUGCCACCGAUCAGAAAACGCGUACACUGGAUUAUCGUUCAUACAGACCCUUUUACUGUUUACUGUAACAAAUCUCAAAAUACACGUGUCAAGUGUUUGUGAUUCCUAAACUAAGGAUAAAGUAUUAAAAGACAAAUGUGUUUCACGGGGUGAAAAGUGAGGAUAAACUGCGUGAAGUGUCUGGACAACAAGGGUUGCUAAACCGCGUUCACGGAGGUAAUAUCGACGAUUUUUGAUCGAGACGCUAAGCUCAUUUGGUUAAAUGGCCUAAAAUCUAGAGUGUCUAAGUGUCUCCUAAUUGAUUUCCAGGAUUCCAAUAGGCAGAUAUUCUGGCGAAAGCUCCUUUUUCUUUUGUUUACGCCUUGUCACUUGUGUUUUUGUUGUGUGCAGCCGCGCGCGGCUGUCUUAGUGUAUGUGUAAGCACUGUAAAUGUGAGCCUGUAAGUGUAAAGGUUUAUGUGUAUAUGUGACUCAUACAACGUACAUUUUAAGGGCGCGCUCGAGCGCGCGUGAAACUUAUAACCUCAAAAUUUUCCAGCUUCCAGCUGUCUAUCAGGCAAAAGCAAGCAAAGCCAGUCAACUGCAAUUGUUGUUUAUUAUGUUUCAAGUUAAUUUUUUCUGAUUUAAAAGUUCAAACAAUGCCAGCCAAUUAUUUUUGGCUCCUGGACUUGGGGUAAAUUACAAUCCAGGCAGAAACAAUUCCCCAAAAGCAUAAUAUUAUGAUGUAAUUAAAGAUUUACAACGAAUAAUUUAAAUUUAUUAUAAAUGGAACAAGUCUUUAAGCAAAUGAACUUCAGAAAGAAAUUAGAAAAUGUUCGAAACUCAAUUGUACAUUUAUUUUUUAACGGCUAAUGCAUUUGAUGGAGGAAGACGUACGACAUAAUAAAAUUUGAUAACAUGCGAGAGUGGUUAAAAAUAAUUAAUAGCUGUGGACAACUCUCCAAGAAAAUUAUCAAAAAAAAAAAAAAAUGUUAUAUUUAUAUAAAUAUAUUAUGAAAUUUGUGUGAAAUCAGAAAUUACAUGCAUGUCAGGAUCAGGCGACGUUGGUCGAAAACGCGUUGAAUGGCGUCGCAACGCGAAUAUCAAUUUGUCAAUUACAUUAAUAUCCAAUCUCGUUUUAAGAUUUAAACUCGUGCCAAUUUGGAUAUAAUAAGGAGAAGAAAAAAGGUGGCCCAACGCUGCCCAUAGUUGCGAGGUGCUGCGUGGGCAUGCAGCAGCCUCAGUCACGCCCUCUUCUCGGGGACUCUGUAUCCUCUACAACAUCCCCAAAUACACGUCGGAAUAACCCGGUUGCAGUCCUCACACAACAGCAGCUUCAACAAUUACAACAGCUUCAAACUCACAAUUCCACAGCUCAAGCAGUAGCGUUUACUUUGCAACAGCCCUCAAAUAACAAUCAGGAGCAGCCAAAUGGAACAACAAGUGGAAGUCACAUAGUUUACUUAAACCAACUGAAUCAAUUAAAUCAGAGUCCCAUCAAUUCAUCUGGGACUGGUAUGGGCCUAUCCCCGGCCACCCCCACAUUUGGGGUGGGCCUUAAUAUGGGACUGCCGCUAUCGUUAUUAAAUACCAGCCUUACAUCGCUUACUUCGAAUGUAAUCACAACUUCGAAUCCUUUGCUCAAUCUAAGUCUCCCCAGUUUAAAUUCAGGCCUAACGGCAAUUAAUCCUAGUAUAAAUCCUUUAAACGCUCUAAAUUCUAAUCUUAACGCGAACUUACCACCGGACAGUAUUACCAAUGGAAUAUCAAGUUUAGGCCAGGAAUUGAAUGGAAUAAAUACUGGUUUGAGUCGUCUUAGCGCAUUAAAUUCCACGAGUCUCAAUCCAGGUGUAUCGAGUGUCAAUCCAAAUUUGACGAAUUUAAGUCAAACAUUAAAUCAAAAUCUUGCCACUCUUAAUGCAAAUUUAAGCGGUACAAAUUCUGCUGCAUCUAACUUAAAUACUCUCAACACUAAUUUAAAUGCAAACUUAACAACAGGAAGUUUAAAUCAAGGGACAAAUCGUUCCAUAAGCGCUUUAACAUCAGGUCUCACUUCCAAUAAUUUCAGUACCGCUUCACAAUUUCCAUUUCAAACAAUACAAAGUAUCCAAAGUAUCGCGCCACAUAUUGUUGGUUCAAAUAUUGCUUCCGUACCAAGUUCAGCCAUAUCACAACACCAAAGCACAAAUAUUACCAGCUCACAAAUAUCGACUGGUGCGACAUCAAGUUGUAGUACAUUCACAAGUACAUGCAGUGGACCAAUUCUUGCCACAACAACAAAUACAAAUCAUGGCUCGAAUGUAACACAUCCAAUAAAUGUUGCGCAAUUUGGAAUUAUGACAUCAAAUCUUUCCAGUGUUGUGACAUCGCACAUGACAUCAAAUGAAUCCAAUCAUGCCACAGCACAUCCUGGUGGAUUUCAAAGGCAAUUCUCACAUAUACCAAGUUCACCGUCUUUAAAUUCAACAGCAACAUUGACAGCUGGCAAUCCAACGACAAAUACAAUCAUUCCAAAUAUCAAAUCAAUGCAAAAUCAAAAUACCGGCUCACCUGGAAGUCCAUUUUCGAUACCAAUGAAAAGUCCAGCGUCUAAUAUUGCACCACCAACACCGAGUCCUAGUCCAAAUCGACUUUUACUCAGGAGUCCGGCCUCAAAUUCAAUGCAAAGCAAUAGAAACAGUCCAAGUCCAGUGUCAUCGUCAACGCCGAAUAAUUCAUUUGGAAUGCAACUUCACAGUCCAAUGCAGAGUCCAAUUAGUCAAAUUCAAAGUCCUGCGCCUAGUCCUUAUCCAAAUUCCAAGAGUCCUCAUCAUCUUGGAGGUGGAGGUGGAGGUUCACUCAGUAAUAGAAGUCCUGCGCCUGGUAGCAGUCCUGGUCCACCUGUGGUUAGACCAAAUACGCCAAUAAUUCAACAAGGUAUGCAAGUUUUACAAAUUAUACAUGGAACUCCACAAGGAUAUCAAUCGGCACCAGCUCAACUUGUAACGAGGACUCACCUUUUUGGCAAUCAGCAAAUUCAAAUUGCUACUGCAAAACCGGCGAAACAACCGCCGCAAAUAUUGCCAAAGCCACCUCAUCAACAAGCUGGCGUUUCACAGCAAAAGCAACGUGUUACAACAACAAUUACAAAUCAAGUGAGCCAAGUAACGCAACAGUCGCAGCCUCAGAUUGUAUUAGCUGGUCCACAACAAAAUCCUGGUACUGCAACAAUGAUUCCCACUGCACAAGGUCUUCUUUUAAACCAGGUCCUGCCAUCGACUGGACCAGUAAUCGUUCAACAACAACCGGGUGGCGUUCAACUGAUUCUUCGAGCACCAGCAACUUCUCAACAACAAACGCAUACUGCACAGUUAACGCAACAACAAUUGGUGCGAGUUGUUACUGCACAAGGUAUGCAGUUACAAGGACUUGCUCCAACUUUCUUCGCUGUACCAAACGGUUUUACUUCACCGAGUCCUCCAGUUCUAAGACACACACCUUCUAGUCCUGCACCAGAUUGUAUUAAUUUUGCAGCAAAUUCUGGCAAUAAUAAUUCAAUAGUAAUUCAAAAUGCGAUGGUGCAGAAUCCACAACCGCAAUUAACGCAAGCAACCACUGCGAGUAAUACGGCUAACGUUCAAAAUGCCCAGACGAUAAUUGAUCAGAGUUUAUUACCGCCUCCAAAGAAGAAAGCCAAGAAGAAAAAGAGACCGAGAAAAAAGGAUGACGAACCAACAAAAUUGGAUUUGGCAAGCAUAAUAAAAAUAUCGGGCAUCAAUGAUGAUGAUGAUAUUUUCGAAAAUGAUCUCAUUAACGAAUCGGAACAAUUAGCGCCUCAUAUACAAACAGAAACAAAUCCCAUUGUUCCGAUCACGUCUUCUCAAAAUGUGAUACACGUACCUGCAACGAAUAUGUCCCAACCAUCGCAACAUACUGACAAUCUUAAUAGUCCCCUGAUAGCGCAACUACAAAUGCCCGUACAAAAUACCAUCUCCGGACAAUUACGAUUAGCAGUCGGUGAAGAUGGAAGAGUCGUUCUUCAUCAUACACCAGAACCAAAUCAACCCGAAAUUGAUCAAGCAACAGCCCAAGCCUUAAUUCGAUCGUUAACUCAAGGCGGUGGUCAAAAUUCACAAUUCAUCUCCCAAAUUCUUGGUCAGACUCAUGUUGUUCAAACGGUUCCACAAACAACUCCCAGUCCAACGCCAAGUAGACAAAAAUGCUCUCAAUCACCAGCUCUCGGCGCAAUGCAACCAAAUCGAAUCACAAGUCCACCAGCAACUCAAAAUAUAAUCACAACUGCACAAUUCGUUCGUGUAAAUUCCACGCCCAGUAAUAUUCAAUCAACAACUCCAAGUCCGACAAUCACUUCGCCAAAUUGUUCACAAUCCACAAAUCUUCAUUCACAUUCAACAUCUCAACCAACUACAACAACUGCAACUAAAGCAGUCACCGGUUCGUCUGUUCAAUUCUGCAAAAACACAGUUCAAUCUGCCAAUAGUGAAGCAAAAACAACUCCCACCACAAAAGUAUCAACCAUUAAAUCACCAGCUCAUCAAACUGUUCUCAAUCAGAAUGUUCAACAUGUAAAAUGUAGUCAGGUGAGAAUUCGUAACACAUGUGUCGCAACAUCACCACGUCAAAAUCACGUUAAAGUCACACAACAAAAUAUUCAAACUCAAAAAACACUUCAAUGUGGCACAUCAGUUCAACGACUUGUCAAAAACAGUCAAAAUGUCCAACAAAUCAACAUUCAAGAGGAACAACAAUCACAAAAUUCGCCACAUCAUCAAAAUGUCACACAACAAAUUGCCGCCGCAACACACACAGUUCAAACACAAAAUGUUCAACAUAUUUUCGAACAAAAUAUCAAUCAAUCACAAAAUUCCACCGAAGGUAUGCAAAUUGAUUCAGUGAAUGUAAUGCAAAAGAACGCAAGAUCUAUUCAACAACAAGCAAUCAACGUUCUACAACAAGAUCUCAGUUGUAUUCAAAAUGUUGAUCAAAAUCUACAAUUUGAUAUACAUCAAGGACAAAAUGUAAUUCAAGGACAAAAUUUAAUUCACGGCCAAAGUGUCAUUCAAGGUCAUAAUUUAAUCCAAGGUCCAAGUGUCAUUCAAGGUCAAAGUGUAAUUCAAGGACAAAAUGUCAUUCAAGCACAGAAUUUAGUUCAAGCCCCAAAUUUAGUUCAAAGUCAAAAUGUAAUUCAAACUCCAAAUUUAAUUCAAGGACAAAAUAUAAUUCAUGGUCCGAAUUUAGUUCAAGGACAUAAUGUAAUUCAAAGUGGUCAAAAUUUGAUACAAGGACAAAAUGUAAUUCAAAGUCAGAAUAUACUUCAAAAUCACGUUAUACAUCAGAAUCAAAAUCAAAAUAUAAAUCAAAAUAUUCAUCAGACACAAAACAUUCAUCAAAAUCAGAGUGGACAAAAUAAUCAGCGCAAAAAAUCGAGUACCCCAGUUAAUAUACAACAAUUUGAGAAUCAACAACAACAACAACAACAACAACAUCAUCAUCAUAAUCUCCAACAGCAAAAUAUUUUAAUUUCAAACAAUGGCGCAAAUCAACAGGAACAAAAGCAUGAUCCAUUAAUUUCGGCAAAUACAUCAAAUGUCAUAAAUAAUGCGCCAAAAAUAAGUCCCGAGAUUCUGAGUGCCUUGAGUAAUCUUAAUCCUAAUGAUCAAUUACUUAUUGCAAAUGCAAAUGGACAAAUGCAAGUGAUAAGUCAACAAUUGUUUCAACAAUUUUUGUCAGGACAAUUGCAUGCAACACAAACGCAAAAUCAGAAUCAAAAUCAAAAUCCAACGCAAAAAAUUGUUAUCGGCGAACCUGAUGCGAGCAAUCAGAAUCUACAGGGAUUACAAAUUAAUACGCCAACGAGUCAAAUUAUUGUUAAUAGUUCUGGUGGUGCGCCAACUAUUCAAAAUAAUAUACAAAAUAUUGUUGUACAAGCUGCACCAUCGCAAAUGCCACAUCAAAUACAAAUUCAAAAUUCUGGUUUUCCAAGUCAAUUUCUCGAUAAUUUGAAUCAACAACAAAUUCGAAAUUUGGGCAAUAAUCAACAAUCGAAUCCAAGUCCAGCACCGAAGAAAGCUAAAGUCGUUAAGAGAGCAAAAGUUGUUACUUUAACGCAAAGCACCGCUAAUGCGCAGGCAACAAAACUUGUGAAUGCUACGAAACCGACAAUAGUUACUGCAACCUCAGUACAACAAAAAUUGGAGAAUACCACAAAACCAAUUGGUUUCACAUCUCCAAUUGCUGAUCAGAUUAAAAGUGAAAAUGUUCAAGUUACAGUUAAUGGUCCAUCUCAAAGUCCAAUGCCACCAUCAUCAUCAACAUCAACGAAUAAUCAAGUUGUACAGAGAUUUCAAACUAUUCAAUUACCAGCACAAAAGCAACAAAUGCUCAAAACAAUACAAGCGCAAAUACAAACAAUAUUGGCACGUAAAACAAAUUCACAAUCCGAGCAAAUGGUUCUUUCGAAACUUUAUCAAGAGCAAGCAAAAAUUUUGGCCAGUGGAAAAAUUAUUAGCAGUUCACCUCAUCCUGUUAGCUGCGAAUCUGAGGUAACAAACAUUACAUUCUCUGCAUGUUCACUUGCCCAAAGUACUUGCAAAAAUCAAACUUCAACUGUUCAGACGCAAACACCUGCUGCAACAACAACCACGACGACAAAUUCCGAUGUCAAUUUCAAAUUUCAACCUUUGCAAAAAGUUGCAAGAAUGUCGAGUGAUAAUUUGGGAGACUGCAUGCAAUUUAUGCAAACACAGCAAAUUGGGCCUAGUAUUCCACCAUCGAGCGUUCAUCAAGUUGUACACAAUAAACAUCAGAAAUGUUACCAAAGUCAUGAUAAUAAUCAAACAUUAAGUCCGUCCACAAUGACAGAGCAAAGUUUAUCGUCAUCAAAUAGAUCGACGAAUUUAAUGCAAAGCAAUACAUCGCAACUUUUAUCACAAACACAAAAUCAACAAUCAACACAAUGUCAAACUGAUCCAUUGGAUGUCAAACCAAACAUUCAAAUACCAAGUCCAGUGAAACAAGAAUUACCUCCACCAAAUCAAGUGCAGGUACAAAAUGGUUCAACCUCAUGUCAAGUAACAUCACCAAGAAUUGUUGCAAGAAUUGCGCCAACAAGUAUUCCAAGUUCUGUAUUACCAGUAAUAAGUGGUAACAAUGUUAAACAAAUGACAACUCCUGGUAAUACUUCAAAUACUCUCAAUUGUCCAAGGCAAGGCAUUAAGAGACCAUCGUCAAGCCCUAUUUGUAGGCCUAAUAACAACCAUUGUGAACUAAUGGAGCAACAAUUGAAAAUGGAUCAAGGUGGCGCAGCGAAUCCUGAUGUUAACACUCCAUUUGCGUGUAAAAGAGACGCAUGUAAAAGAUUAGUGAGAUAUCAUUGUUUCAAUGAUCAGGUACUAAGUCCAAAAGAUUUGGCAAAGGCUGAUGAGAUUUUUGAAGAAACUGCUAAACACUUACUCAGCAAAUUUAAUUCUAUGAUGAAUAAAUACACUUAUCUUCUCCUUAUGGAAAGUAUGCGUGAAGUGAGGACUUCGGAAUUAAUGAUGAUCGAUCGAUCUUUUGUUGCCGAGGAGCAAAAUAUGUUAAAUAGGUUACGUGAUCAAGAAGCAAAAGUCAGUGAAGAAUUUAAGAAAGAAGAAAAACUUUUGGUACCAAAAGUCGAAGCCGAUAUGAGUGAUGUGGAUAAUUUAAUUCCAACAUUAGGUGGUGCAUCGGUGAAAUUAGAACUCGAAGACGAUUUUCCCGAUGUUGAUGGUCAAACGAAAGGUCCUCCAUUAAAACCCUCGAAUUGUACAACAGCCGAUUAUGAUGAAUGGCUGGAAAUACAAAAGGAGCUUGGUGUUUAUACGCCAACAACCACGGAAUCAUCAAAAUAUAAAAACAAUAAUUUAGUUGGUAAUAUAACAGUGACUGCACAUUUAAGGCCGAAAGUUGAAAGAACGCGAGCAAAUGGUGAAUUUCGUGCAAGUGAAACAAGUGUUGUUGCGAGUGGUUCUUCAAAUGUUCAAGUGAGUACAUCAAAAGGGAACUUUGAAAAUAGUGGAAAUAUCACAUCAUCAUCAUCAUCAUCAUCCAAACGCUUAAGUAGUGCCACCGAAUUGGAACGUGAUCUUUUAGAGGAUACAGAAAGUCUUGAUGGACUUGCACUUUAUUCACAAUCACAAUGUCCAGGCUCACUUGAUAUUUCUGGUGAAUCGGGUAAUGCAAAUGACAAUGAUGACAUUACCGCCCAAGUUCAAUCGGCCAUAGACAGCAUUCUUAAUCUUAAGAAAAAUCCUUCAACGGCAGCACCAGGAAGCGCAAAUCCAGCGCCUCAACAAACAUCCGAAUCGAAGGAUGCGAUGCUUGAUCAAGCCGUUCGUAGCAUCUUAGGCUCGUGACCCUCCUUCAAUAAAGUUUGUUAAGAGUUAAAGGACACUCAAAUAGCGAAAUAAUCAUUAAGCUGCGAAUCUCUGAUCUAUCUCUAACUUUCUCUUUCUCUGAACUCCAGAUUUCUUUUUUUCUGAACCAUAAAACUCUUAGUAAAUUACAAAUUUGCCAAGAGAUGUAAAAGUUUCUUUUUAAAGGAAAAAAAAAAAAACUUUAAAAAGUUUUAAUUGUGUUCAGUUUAUGAACUUAAAACGAAUUAUCUGUCACUGGAUCACAUUGAUCCUUCGUUCAUGGGAAUUUUUUUUUUUUUUUUCAUUAGAUUUAGAGAAUGGUGUUCAAUGAAUUUAUAUAAUACGCCAAGCAUAUCAUAAUAUGGUCGCGGUUACCAAAACUUUUAUGCAUUCAAGUUCGAUCCACGAUAGUAAGAUAAUCCAGUGUUUAAGGAUCGUAAUUUAUUUGGUAGUUUUAUUUUAGAUAAUAUUUAACUUAAAAACGAUAAUUUAAUUCAAAAGAUAAGUUAAAAGAAAAUUAUUUAAUUCGACAAUUAUUUAAUUUAAAAAAAAGAAAGAAUUUACUUCAAAAGUAAUUUAAUUUGUGACGUAAUUUAUUUUCCAAUAUUAUUUAAUUAAAAAUAGGAUUUUUUUUAUGUUAGUUAUUUUUUUUUCUUUCGUUUGUAUAUUUUGUUUCAAUCCUGAAAGAUAAUGUAAUGAAUUUUAUUUUUCAGGGAUAGUUUUUUUUUUUUUUUUAGUAAUGUGAAAAUGAAAUAUUAGAAAUAUUUAACAUCUCAUUGUAACAAAAGUACAAAUUGUACAAAAUAUUUUUAACAAUUAAAAUAUCUUAAUUCAUUGACGAAGAGAACGCGAACUGUUAAAUUUUGAAUUGACGCUUUUAUUUAUAUUUUAAAAUAAAAAAAAAAAAAAACGAUUCGCGUACUUUUUUGAAAGAAAAGAACUUUGCAUCUCUAAGGCGAAAUUGUGAUUUUUCGCGAGAGUUGAUAGAUGGAUGGCGAAAUAAUUUCGCUGAGAUAAUUCGAAUAUAUUUUUUUUUUACGCAAUUGCAUACAUUUCUCUUUAAGGAUGUUUGAUUUGUUAAUCUUAAAUUAAAUGAUGGUUUACAAAAAAAUAUUAAGAAAAUACUAAUUGUAAACAGAAUUCAGUAACUGUAAUAAAUUUAGUUUGACUACUUUUAUAAAAAUGUUCUUUACUUUUAGUUAAAUUUUAAUGAUUUAAACAUCCUUAUUAAGUAAAUGUAGUGAAGCCAUUAUUAUUUUAAAAGAGGAAUUGCAACUAUCAAGUAUGCGAAGAUGAGUAGUAAGCAAGGACUAUAAAAAGAUUUUUUUUUUAAAUAAAAAGAAUUUCAUAAUGGCAAACUAUAACAAAUAUAAAGUUUUAAUGUAAAAAAAAUAAAUUGUAGUAUUUGUUAAUUUUGCUUACUGCUAAUCUCUUUUAUUUACAAAAAUGUGGCGUAUAUAUAUACAAACCAGCCAUAAUAAUUUCGGCAGCUGUAAAUGUGAUUACGUAGCUGGUAACAGGCUCAGAUAUUUUAAUCUACAAGUUUGUAAUGUAAUUUUGUAAAAAGAAUCUAUUUAAAAUGAAUCUUUCCAAUUAAAAGUUUAUAAGUAGUACGUAAACAGUGAUGAUGCGAAUUUUAAGAAUACUUAAAGAAAAAAAAAACAGAAAAUGGGUUGGUAAAUUGUACAUAUGUUUUUAAUGUGUAUUAUUAUUACUAUAUUAAUAUUAUUUUAAUUUUAAUAUAAAAUAUUGUUAUUGAGAUUCGCUCUCCGAAUCAUUAGAACUAUUAUCGACACUACCUGUACAUUCUUUUUAUCUUGUCGAUUUUGGUGACUCGUGCUACAAAAAAAAAAAAACAUAAGAAAAGAAACUAGAAUUGUAGUCACUUUGCUGAAUUGGUAAAUGUAGACGGAAACUUUAUCAGACAAAACUAGUCGCUAAACACGACUCAUUCCGUUAUUAUAAUUAUAUUGUAAUGUGAACGCUGUUUGAAUUGAAACUGAAAAUCAAAUUGAAUUUUAUAACAAAAAAAAAAAAAAAAGUAGAAUCUAGUUUUCAAAUGGUUUCAAUGUCGCUUUAAAAUACACAAGCGUGACAGUGAAAUAUGCACAUUGCGUUUGAGAAAAGGAUUUUUUUCUCGCUACCAUUGUCUUUCUUUUGUUAACUAAUGUGCGUAUUAAAAACAUUAUUUAUCAUUUUUCUAUGUACAAAAAAAAAGAAACUAAAUUGUUUCAAAUUUUUACGGAAACGUAAAAAAGAAAUUCUUUUCAAAUUCAUUUUUUUUAAAUCUUUUUUUUAUUUCUUCUAAACGAGGUUUUGAAUUUAUUUGAAUGAAAUUCAUACUUUUUCUUUUCUUUAAUCGUAUCUAUAAUUGACGAUUAAAUGGCUGUUAAUUUUUUUUCUUCGGAAUAUAAGAAUAUUUGUACAGUAAGUUAUUAUAAAUAUUUAAAACGACUUUUAAUAUAAUGCGCAUUGUAGUGUGAUUUACAACGACAGCAUUUUUGCUCAAAAAAAUAAAAAAAAUGUAGUUUAAAUUAAUACUUUUUUCGUUUGCCUUUUUUUUUUGUUGAAAAAAUCUAAGGGGAAAAAACUUUUUCUUUUCCAAAUCCUUUCUUCAAACGCUUGUGUAUGUAAAAAAAAAAACACGAGCACAAAUUUUACAUUCUCGCGCACACAUUCUCGUUGAGCCUCAGAGUGUACAGAUUGUACAAAGGGAAAAAAAAAAAAAAGUUUUGGUAAAAGCUAUUCAAGACUGACAUAUAUACUGAUAAUGGAUGCAAAAUAUUUGAUGUAAUAAAUUAAAACGAGUAAUGUUCAUUUGUACAUAAUAUUUAAUUAUACUCUUGAUGGCAAAAGUGACUUAAUUUUUACAAACUUUAAUAAUUACACACACCAGAGCUGUCCAUCUGAUGCUGCCAGUCUUGGCGAAUGUAAUAAUAAAGGCAAUGAUUGUAUAUGAAUAAUA
Molecule: messenger RNA, 11565 nt
Organism: Leptopilina boulardi
Lineage: Eukaryota; Metazoa; Arthropoda; Insecta; Hymenoptera; Figitidae
Exons: 16
Coding region: 1455-8600 (2381 amino acids)
Biological process (GO): positive regulation of DNA-templated transcription
Cellular component (GO): SWI/SNF complex
Source: RefSeq, a predicted model, not a curated record